AUGAAAUUUACUUACAUAUAUUUCAUUACAAUUUUUGUAGUGGUUUCAUGUGAACCUCAAGCUAUAACUGAUGAUCGUUUGAACUUUAUUGAUGAAUUAGGCAAUUAUCAUUUUGGCUAUAAUGAUGGACAAACCGCUCGUCAUGAGAUGAGAACAAAAGAUGGUAUUGUUCGUGGAACAUAUCUUUUUGUUGAUGCAAAUGAUGAAAUUAAACGAGUAUCCUAUACAUCUGAUCCUGUAAAUGGAUACAAAAUUGUUGACGAAUUACCUAAAGAAGAAAAAAAAGAAAGUGUAUCCACUGAUGAUAAAUCUCCAGCAACAGAAUCUGAAGCCACCACUGUUUCAUCACCGGAAUUAGAUGAUAGAAUAUCUGACGAUAUGAACUUACCAAAACCUGUUAUGGAUACACCAGAGGUUUUGGCUGCCAAGCAAGCACAUUUGGAAGCAUUCAGGCAAGCUUCUCUUAGAACACAAUUUUUAUAA
Condylostylus longicornis is the source of this 483-nucleotide messenger RNA. RefSeq names its product cuticle protein 6-like. The transcript has a single exon. NCBI's taxonomy places the organism in Eukaryota, Metazoa, Arthropoda, Insecta, Diptera, Dolichopodidae. Bases 1 to 483 code for a protein of 160 amino acids. The record is from RefSeq and is a predicted model, not a curated record. Gene Ontology annotation, cellular component: chitin-based extracellular matrix. Gene Ontology annotation, molecular function: structural constituent of chitin-based larval cuticle.